Molecule: messenger RNA, 619 nt
Organism: Zymoseptoria tritici IPO323
Lineage: Eukaryota; Fungi; Ascomycota; Dothideomycetes; Mycosphaerellales; Mycosphaerellaceae
Exons: 1
Coding region: 220-405 (61 amino acids)
Source: RefSeq, a predicted model, not a curated record
GUACGAAGGGUCGAUACGUUUACAUCGGCUUUUUGACAUCGAAGGAAUACAGCUCUUCAUCGAGAGAAGAAUCAUGAUCGAUCCCGAAGGCCACUCGCAGCAAGACGCUCGCUAUUGCUCAUCCGUCUCCACAAUACCGUACAGACUCGAAUAUCUGCUAAAGAGAGACGCGGACACAAAGCAGGCAACGCCGAACGAGCCCGACGAUCCGCUCUCGUCAUGGACGAACUCAAUCAACAUCCCGUUCUGAGCAGGGGUUCCUUCAAACUAUGUCCCUUCAAACUAUCACCCAUCGACCUAACAUGUAGCCUUGACACGACUCAUCUCCGAUGCUACCGCUGGACUGAAUGUCUCUUCGGCCCCCGGCCUGAUUCUGCCUCUCAGUGGUGCGCGGGUACUGCUUGACUUCCAAAUCCUGGGCGGAGUUCGAGAGCGACGAGAUCGUAGAGAUACAAUGGAACAAGCAAGGCUUUGACGCUUUGGUCAUGCCUCCACCUCGGACACGACUCCUUGAAGCUCUAGUCAAGCAGGAGGAGGCGCACAAGACAAAUGCUGACUUGGACGACGUUGUCAAGGGUAAAGGCCAAGGUCUGAUAAUGUUGCUUACAGGUCCGCCGAG